Molecule: messenger RNA, 216 nt
Organism: Iphiclides podalirius (scarce swallowtail)
Lineage: Eukaryota; Metazoa; Arthropoda; Insecta; Lepidoptera; Papilionidae
Source: the annotation of a GenBank genome assembly
AUGGGAAACGAAGGAGAAACACCAAAAAGUACUGCGGCAGCGUCUAUUUGCUCAGCGAUCCAACAACCGGCGGCCAUGCGCGAGGACAAGUUUACCAAACUUGCAAACACAACUGUUAAUAGGAAGACCGCUCAAAACGAGGCUUCCUGCGUUACAACAGGUGCUUGCUCCGAGCCGUGCUUCCACAUGAGAUGCACCGCGACCGGCUGCGGCGAA